AAAUAAUCACUCCACCUGUUUCUGUAUUUCUGUAUUCAAAGUUACGACCAGUUCCGAAGGACCCUUCUGACAGUUGCAGCAAUGGCUGUUGCCUCCAAUUCCGCCUCCCAAAAUGUUGUCUCUUCCCAAGAGACGAAGCGUACAAAGUGCCCGGGUGUUCGUCUUGUAGGAGGCAGGAUAUAUGAUUCCGAGAAUGGUAAAACUUGCCACCAGUGCCGGCAAAAAACAAGAGAUUUUUCAGCAUCAUGUAAGAACCUGAAAAGGGACAAGCAAUGUACCAUUAAAUACUGUCACAAAUGCCUAUUGAACAGAUAUGGAGAGAAGGCAGAGGAAGUGGAACUGCUGGAUGAUUGGAAAUGUCCUAAGUGCAGAGGCAAUUGCAAUUGUAGUUUCUGCAUGAAAAAGAGGGGCCAUAAACCUACUGGUAUGCUGGUGCAGAAAGCCAAAGCAACUGGGUUUUCCUCAGUUUCAGAAAUGCUUCAAGUCAAAGGACCGGAAAAUUUACAUGGCACAACUAUAAAAGAUACUAUUUCACAAAAGAAGCAAGCUCCCUUAACCAAGGAAUAUGUGGUUUCCUCACCUGUAAAACCUGGAAAGGAAAAUUCCUUAAAUGCAGGUUGUGAUUCAGAAUUCAAUUCUCAGAACCUGACUCCAAAUUCUAAUGAGAAAAAAUCUAAGAAAGUAAAACGGGAAGGAUUAAAGGAGUUGUCCAAUCGCAAGAAAGAUUAUGGCACUUCUUUAAGAGAAAGUAGUCCGAAGAGAGCAAAAACUUCCGUUGAAACUUCAAAGAAUGAAGUGAAGGGUAAUUCUAAGGCACUAGUUAGAAAUAGUGUUACCAUGAGAUGCAGUAGUACAGAAGAAAGCAAGGGUCAGAAAGGCAAGAAAGAAGGAGUUUCUAAUGUUACAAAAAAUUCUGAGGGAAUUUCAACAAAAGGAGAGCCUGCAAUUUGUGAUGCACAUUUGGAGAAUACUAACUUGAAUCCAGGAGUUUCAAAUGGUGUUGAAAAUGAUAAUGCAGGAGCCAAGGUGAAGGCUGCUGUGGAGUUUUCUAAAGUUAAAAAGUGUGAUAUGGACCUUGAAGAGAAAUAUCUUGUUGACAUUCAAUUACCUCAAGGCACCAGCUUAGUAACCGUUGCAGGCAUUGAUUUACUUCCCAAAGAUGUUGGACACGUGUUGCAAUUCUUAGAGUUCUGUGCAGCUUUUGCAGAGGUUCUUGAUAUAAGGAAAGGGCAAGCUGAAUCUGUGAUCAGGGAAAUAAUACGUGGACGAAGUAGACGUCAACUUCCAUACUCCUCCAUAGGUCAAAUCCACAUUCAGUUGUUGUCUCUGAUACAAAAAGAUAUGGGAACAAAGUUUCCAUCAUUAAGUACAGGUGGAAAAGAUUCUUGGUUUCAAGCUCUUGGCCAAUGUGUUUCUGAAUCCCAAUGUGCACUGGAAGAGUUUCCAUCUAAUAUUUUUGAUAAGGGUGUUGAUGCAUACAAUCUGUUGGACAGUUCAAAAAAGCUUAAACUUUUAAACUUUUUAUGUGAUGAAGUUCUUUCCACUAGGACCCUUAGAAGCUGGAUGGAGGAUCAAAACUCAAAGUUUGGAGAUCGAAAGAAGGAAGCAAAAGAAAAGGUUCUUCUAGCAAAGGAUAAGGAGAAACAGUUGAAGAAGAAAAUGCAAGAUAAGCUGGCCGAAGCUAUUAUUGCAAAAAAUGGUGCUCCACUUUCAAUUUCUGAGCAUGAUGCUAUUGUUGCAAAAAUAAAGAGGGAAGUGGCACAAGCUCAUAGAGAGAUGCUGGAAGCAGAGGGCAUGUUGCCAAAGAAGCGAGAAAGAGCUGAUGCUGUCAGGACGGAGCCUAUCCUAUUGGGCGUUAAUGGUCAUGCUUUCUGGAAAUUGAGAGGCUAUACUGGUGAGCUGGACAUAUUACUUCAAGAUUUGGGGACAUGGGAUGCGGUUGUGACUGAUGACAAAUGGUUUGGCUAUGGUGUUGUGCAGAAACAAGAAGUCGAGAAAUACAUCUCUACUUUACGGACAAAAAGGCUAAGGAUUCAAAAAGUUCUGCACAAACUUCCAUUUGCCAGUAGUGAAACAAGCUCAUAGCUUUUGAAAAUAGCAACCUGGGGACAGCUAGGGCAAUCUGGAUAGGUGCCUACCAUAUACAAGAAAUUGGUUUUUUUUUUUAUUUUGAAUAUUGGUUACCCCUGAAUUUGGAUGACAGGCAUUGCUUGGUUUCCAACUUUUUAUUUUUGAACUUGUGUCAUUGUAAGGGAGGAGAGGGGAGGGGAAGGGAUGGAAUGGAAUUAUAAGUGCUUGGACCAUGGAUCAGCUAUUGAUUUGUUGUAAAACCUUUGAUCAAUCCAAAUGUUGUAUUUCAACAUUAAAUUCUCGUUUGUGAC
This is a messenger RNA of Rubroshorea leprosula, 2381 nucleotides long. The record is from the annotation of a GenBank genome assembly. Lineage: Eukaryota; Viridiplantae; Streptophyta; Magnoliopsida; Malvales; Dipterocarpaceae.